This is a messenger RNA of Dimorphilus gyrociliatus, 1272 nucleotides long. NCBI's taxonomy places the organism in Eukaryota, Metazoa, Annelida, Polychaeta, Dinophilidae. The record is from the annotation of a GenBank genome assembly.
ACGUUCAAACAAACGGCAGCAACGAUUCAACACGAAAAGUAUGACAUUAGCGACGAUUUUUCUCGUUUUUCUACCACAUAUACAGUUAACUUUUUGUGCAAGUAAGUUGUCUUUUAUUGACAUUUAUUUUACAUUUCCAUCUGAGAAUUAAUUAAGUUUGUAUUGAAAAUUCUAAUGUGAGUAAUACUAAUUCCCCCUAUUUCUUUCUUACUUAUUAAUAAAAGCAUUGCGGGUAGUAACAACUGAAAAAAAUAACUAGGACCACUAAUUUUCAAAUAAUUUCAAUACUUUCGUUUCUAUUUAUAUUUAUUUAUUUCUCCUUUUAUUUUAUGAAUAAAGAAAUAAAUGUACAAUUUGUAAUCACUUAAUCUCUUCUAUUUUUAAUUAUACUUAUAAUAAACGAUACAUAUUUACCAGAAAGAAUAAUCUUUAUCGUUUCUUUUUAAUUAUUAUUAAUACUAAUUAUCUGCCGUAUUAUUUAUAAUGAAUGAAAAUUAAUUGGAAGUCGUUAAACUGCAAUGAGCUUCUUAAAUCAGUCGACAGCAAAGCGCUAUGAUUCAACAUCUUCCAACGAUGUCAUACCUAAAUCUGUUAUUACUAUUGCCGUUCUCGCAGGAGCUAUUCUCGUUGGAGUUGUUGUUGCCAAGUUAGUAGAUAUAUGCCAUGAUAAACGUUCCCUUAGGGAUGACGCCAGUGAUAUGAGCGAAAAAACAAAAGAGUUUUUGAAAGGCGGAAAAGCCCGUUUAGCCCUAAUGGCAUUUCAAGCUAGUCAUAAUAAAGAAGAACCGAUAAAACCAGAUGCGCAGAUGGCUGCCAAGAAAAUGGCUAAAAUCUGGAGUACUAAAACUAGUAAGAGGACUGCAAAAGCUGCCGCAGAAGCGGCCGGAAGUCCCCCAGUGCUAAAGUCUACAACGGUCAUUGAUCCAGAUUCCGGUCAAAAAAUUGAAAAGUCAGAGAAAGUGGAGCAACCUCGAACAGAAGUUGAGUUGACAGUUGUUAGAGAAGCUUCCGUAUAGAUAAAGUUAUCUGUUGCUGUUUCAAGUUAUUACAAAACCUGCAUAAAAAAUAUUUAUGAAAGUGAAGAAUCUCUCCAAAAACGAACUCUUUCUUUCUUACUUAAAGAAAGAAAUAACAUGUCUUUCUAAUCUCAAAGAACGAUUUACUCAUUAAUAUUAGUAAUUUAAAAUAAAACAUUGCUAUUUUCUAGGAACAUAGCAAAACGAAUUUUUUCUUGAAUUUCCUUUUCAGCUGUAAAGAAAUAUUAUAAAAACC